AUGCACAACUGGCCCGCGCCACACUCCACCACACAUCCCACAACGCCGCCGCACGCCCACCCGCCCGCUGGAGACUGGCCGCACUCACCCAGCGCACUGGCUGCUGCUGUGACGCUAGCGACCCUCUCCGACAACAGACCGCCCGAUGACGACGGGGACGACGUCGACGACGAUGACGAUGGUGGGGGGAUAUCGCUAGAGGACUACCAGCAUUUCAUGGAAGCCAUGCCCGAGUCGCAUCAGGCAGGAGCAAACAGCGACGAUGGGGACCCCUCGCUGGAUGAGGGAGGCACGAUAGAAGACAUGUUUGGCUUCGGGCCAGUCCAUCCAUCCUAUGUCACAUACAACGCGUUCGACAUGUUUGCAGGCUCCAGCAUACCUCAGCACCACACAUCCACUACACAUUUCAUUGCGCCGGUCACCAUAGCAGGCAACCUGCCAUACGGUACUGACCUAUUACUUGAGCCACCGCCAACACUCAACGAACCGCACCUGAGUAUACAGGACCGGGCGGCCUUUUGUCCCAUUACGUCCUACUUCCACCGCUUCUACGGGCAGUGGAAGCCCGGUGUUGUGCCUGGUCUGGAUCUCAUCCAGCUGCCGGAGUUCAUUAUCCGAGAAGAUCUCAAGGGUGAUGAGUAUGACUACCAGGGAAUAGAUUGGACCGCCCGGAAGACUACUAGGGCUUCGCACGUCCAUUCAACACCCAACACGGACAGCUUCUUCCAGUUCCGAAGGAUCAACACCAGCCCCCGUGCCUUUGUGCCUCACUUCCAGCUGCGGAAUGUUCUGACGGCCACAUCUCGCAAUGAUAUCUACUAUGCAAAAGGUCACCAAGUACUCCACACAGACGCAGAAGGCACAGUCGAAGACGCCGUCGUUGACCUCAGCAAACACCUGGCUCUCGAUGCAUCGAUUACCACUAUCGCUUCCCACGGCGACGUACUCAUCGCCGGUGCUUUCGAAGGCGAGUACGCCAUCACCAACCUCUCCUCAACCCACGGCUCGCCCUGCACAUUCGGCCGCACCACCGACUUUGCGACCGACACAAAAUCACGCAUAGUUAAUCACAUGCACCUCUUCCCCUCACGGCGAACCUACACCCCACAAGCCGUCCUCUGUUCCAACGACCACCGGCUCCGUGUGCUCGACUGCGGCACCAACACCUUCGUCCACUCGUUCCUCUACCCCGCAGCCGUCAACUGCUCGGCUACCAGUCCAAAUGGACGCAUGCGCGUUGUCGUCGGCGAUUUCCAAGAAACUCUCAUCACAAACGCCGAAACCGGUCAGCCCUUCGAAACGCUAAACUCGCACACUGACGACGCCUUCGCCUGUGCCUGGGCCGACGACGGCAUCCACGUCGCAACCGCCGCACAGGACUCCACCAUCGUCGUCUGGGACGCGCGCUACUGGGAGAAGCCCCUCGCUGUCAUGAAGAGCGAACUCAGUGUCCCGCGUUCCCUUCACUUCUCGCCCAUCGGCUCCGGCCCGCGUGUUCUCGUUGCCGCCGAAGCAGAUGACUUCAUCAACGUCAUCAACGCGCAGACGUGGGAGUCGAAGCAAACGUUCGAUUUCUUUGGCCCCGCGGGUGGUGUGUCGUUUACGCCUGAUGGCCAGUCUCUUUUCAUUGCGAAUGGCGAGAGGAGGUUCGGUGGUAUCAUCGAGCUUGAACGCACGGGGUGGGCGGACAAGACAGGGAGGAGGGGCAGUUUCGAUGACGAGAUCCGGGAUGAGAUUGUUGUGGAUUGGGCGGGUGAUGAGGUGCUGGACAACGAUGGAAGGGUCCUAGCAGGGGAUGUGGCUAGAAGGAGAAGGCAUGUGGAUUUGAGUGACGUUAUCGUAUAA
Molecule: messenger RNA, 1845 nt
Organism: Alternaria novae-zelandiae
Lineage: Eukaryota; Fungi; Ascomycota; Dothideomycetes; Pleosporales; Pleosporaceae
Exons: 2
Coding region: 1-1845 (614 amino acids)
Molecular function (GO): protein binding
Source: RefSeq, a predicted model, not a curated record